This is a messenger RNA of Bufo bufo (common toad), 1331 nucleotides long. Its product is annotated as zinc finger protein OZF-like. The transcript is spliced from 3 exons. The coding region runs from base 87 to 1331 and encodes 414 amino acids. The record is from RefSeq and is a predicted model, not a curated record. Lineage: Eukaryota; Metazoa; Chordata; Amphibia; Anura; Bufonidae.
AUCCCCCGUGUAAGAGUGAGGUGGAGGAGGACAUUCCAGGAGAUGUCACCACAGAAAAGCCCAGUAGAAACCCAGAAGGAAACUUCAUGUUAAAUUAUAAAGAAGAAGAUAUCAUGCAGCGCUCUUCAGGGGAAAACCUAAUUUCCUGUAAAGUACUUCCAGGAGAUCACAGUACAGAUCUAUUGUAUAAUCUCCCUAAAUCUGAGGAACCUUCUCCCGACUUGCAGAUUGUUACCAUGGCUCCAGAUCUAUCAUAUAAUCCUCUUAAUCAUGAGGAACCUUUUCCUGACCAAUCACAGAUUGCUACUACAAGUACUGAGCAGAAAGGGGGUAAAAUGUUUAACUGCAGUGAAUGUGGAAAACAGUUUGCUUACAGCUCCGGUCUUUGUAGACAUAGACGAAUUCACACAGGAGAGAAGACAUACUCAUGUUCACUAUGUAGGAAAUGUUUUUUAAAUAAAUCAGAUCUUGUUAGACAUGAGAGAAGUCACACAGGAGAGAAGCCAUAUUCAUGCUCUGAAUGUGGGAAAUGUUUCACUGAAAAAUCAGCUCUUGUUAAUCAUGAGAGAAUUCACACAGGAGAAAAGCCAUUUUCAUGUUUACAAUGUGGGAAGUGCUUCACAGAAAAAUCAAAUCUCAUAACCCAUCAGAGAAUGCACAGAGGAGAGAAACCAUAUCCAUGUUCAGUAUGUGGGAAAUGUUUUACAGGUAAAUCAAAUCUUAAUCGGCAUAAGAGAAUUCACACAGGAGAGAAGCCGUAUUCUUGUUCAGAAUGUGGGAAAUGUUUCAAAGAAAAAUCAGGUCUCUUAACACAUGAGUUAACUCACACAGGUGUGAGGUCAUUUUCAUGUUCAGAAUGUGGGAAAUACUUUACAAAUAAAUCAAAUCUUCUUAUACAUCAGAGAAUUCACAGAGGAGAGAAGCCAUAUUCGUGUUCAGAAUGUGGGAAAUGUUUCACAGUGAUAUCAAAUCUCCUUACACAUCAGAGAAGUCACACAGGAGAGAAGCCGUAUUCAUGCUCAGAAUGUGAGAAAUGUUUCAUAAAUAAAUCAAAUCUUAUUAUACAUGAGAGAAGUCACACAGGAGAGAAACCAUAUUUUUGUUCAGAAUGUGGGAAAUGUUUUACAAACAAAUCAAAUCUUAGCAAGCAUGAAAGAAUUCACACAGGAGAGAAGCCAUUUUCAUGUUCAGUAUGUGGCAAAUGUUUUACAAAUAAAUCCGAUCUUUUUAAACAUGAGAGAAUUCACACAGGAGAAAAGUCAUAUUCAUGUUCAGAAUCGGCAUUGAAAGUCUCUGAAAAACACCUGGGAGACUUCACACAGCGGCGGUGA